Racocetra persica is the source of this 271-nucleotide messenger RNA. NCBI's taxonomy places the organism in Eukaryota, Fungi, Glomeromycota, Glomeromycetes, Diversisporales, Gigasporaceae. The record is from the annotation of a GenBank genome assembly.
AUGUCAGCAAGACCUAAUCAUAAUGUUCAAAACAGAAAAGUACGCUCGGAUUAUAGUUAUUUGUGCGGGUUGAAAUAUCGACACUUAAUUCCUCCUCCAAUUGAUCUUCCGAUGGAUCUGUCAUGGAAACCGGAUCUAAAUAGAAUAACCAAUAUCAAUCGGACUUCACGUACUUUUCAAACAAAACGUCUUUCUCUACUUAGUGACACCGAUUUGGGGAUGACAUAUGACUUAAGUGUUGUUCCUAGUGCAUUUAAUGUUGAUGAUAAUG